AUGCUGCUAGCUCUGAUUCCUGACUCUUAACCUAUAAUUUUCCCUAUGUCCAGGUACAUACAGUGUAGAUCAGAAUGCGAAAGGAGAGUCUUUCAAAUGUUUUGCUUCUGUGAGUUAUUGGGUUUGCUUCUUCAUGAAUGAGGAGUUAGAUGAAUAACAUGCACCAUGGCCCUGCUCUCUGCUUCCAGCUGAGCAGGGAGAUGCCAUGAGCCUUCCUUAGGUGGACAAGGAAGCCCAUCUGAUAUCUCGGGUUCUCUGAUUUCCCUCUGAGUACAGUCUGGGACAGGGGAGGGACUUCUCAUAAAUUAUUGUCACUGAUGCUGUUACCAACCUCUCCCUUGGGGUUGAGCCAAUGGGACAUCUGGGACAUUUUCCCUGAACCUUGACAGAGGUGAGAUGGGAGGGGUGAGGAGUCUUAGGAGAGAGGAGGCAGGAGGAACUGGAGCCAGCAGUGAAGGCCUUCGAAGUGCUGUGGGAGGAGGCGACACUUGAUUUCAUAAUGGCUUCUCUUGCUGCAGUAAAUGCAGAAUUUUGCUUCAAUCUAUUCCGAGAGAUGGAUAACAACCAAGGAAACGGAAAUGUCUUCUUUUCCUCUCUGAGCAUCUUCACUGCCCUGGCCGUGGUCCGCUUGGGUGCACGAGGCGAUGGUGCUGCUCAGAUGGAUAAGGUACUUCACACCAAUUCCAUGUCAGGACAUGGAAACUCUUCUAAUACUCAGCCAGGACUCCAAUUUCAGCUGAAAAGAAUUCUCUCCGAUAUAAACACAUUCCACAAGGAAUAUGAACUCAGCAUCGCCAGUGGUCUUUUUGCAGAAAAAAUGUUUGACUUUCAUGAGGAAUAUAUUAGGUGUGCUGAAAAACUAUACAAUGCCAAAGUGGAACGAGUUGACUUUACAAAUGCUGUAGAAGAUGCCAGAUAUAAAAUUAAUAACUGGGUUAAAAAUGAGACACAUGGCAAGAUCAAGAACAUCAUUAGUGAAGGUAGCAUCAGUUCGUCGGUGGUCAUGGUGCUGGUGAACGCUGUGUACUUCAAAGGCAAGUGGGAGUCGGCCUUCCUCAAGAGCGACACUAGGCACUGCCGUUUCAAAUCUCCCAAGUGUCCUGGGAAAGCAGUUGCGAUGAUGUACCAAGAACGGAUGUUCAAUAUGUCUGUCAUUCAGGACCCGCAUAUGCAAGUUCUUGAACUCAGAUAUCAGGGAGGCAUAAGCAUGUACAUCAUGCUGCCUCAGAGUGAAAACCUCUCCGAAAUUGAAAACCAGCUGAGCUUCGAAAAUCUAAUGAAAUGGACCAGCCCCCAAAAAAUGAAUCACCGGUACGUCAAGGUGUUUCUUCCUCAGUUCAAGAUAGAGAAGAAAUACGAAAUUAAACGUUAUUUACAAGCCUUGGGGCUGAGAGAUAUCUUUGAUGAAACCAGAGCUGAUUUCUCUGGCAUAGCUUCAGGAGGUCGUUUAUCUUUGUCAAAACUGAUGCACGAGUCGUACAUAGAAGUUAACGAGGAUGGCACAGAGGCGGCUGCUGUCUCAGAAAACACCAUCGUAGAAAAGCAACUCCCUGAGUCUACCCUGUUCAAGGCUGAUCACCCGUUCUUAUUUGUCAUCAGGAAGAAUGACAUCAUCUUGUUUAGUGGCAAAGUCUCUUGCCCUUGACAAUCCAAUUGGUUUCUAUUAUGAUAGUCUCAUCAAUAUCAAGGAACCACCACGUGUGAAUAGAUGGGAAGCAUAUGGAGCUCCCCUUAGGUUACUUUCUUCUAACAUUGGUCAGCAGAGGACUUUGGUGACUUGACCCUUCUCUGACACCUGGUUGAUUAUCCCCACCUUGCUCUUAGCAUUUCUACCUCCAUCUGCCCCACCCAUUUAUAAUUUCAUUGCUUUUCUACCCACACUCAUUUCUACCAGUCUACUCCAUAGCCACUUGCACAGAGUUCUGGGAAUUGUGGACAUGUGCUCCACUGGUAAUGACAAUGUAGAUGUCAUCCUGGAGAUCUUUUCUGAAACCUCUAGGUGUCCCGGAUAAUCUAGUUUUAUUGUACAUAAUCUAGAAAAUAAGCCCACCUGUUAGAAAUAAGUGUGAAGGAUCACUUUUCCUUGCUGACCUAAGAAGACAUUACUUGAACAUUGAUGUGAAAACAGUCUCUUAAUCUAAAAUCGAAAAAAAUAAGGAUUUGGGUUUGGGGGCCAACCAAAAUAUUUCAUUAAUAACUUCAAGUAAAUGAAUCUCUUUUGGCUUUUCUUUGAUAGACACUUAGUAUGUACAUAGUUUUUUCAAAUAUUAAAUAUCUUUCUACAAUAACUGUUUCCAGUUGUUAUGUACAGUGUAUUAUUUCAUAUGCUGUAUAGUUUACAUGUUUUCUCUACUUAUCAAAAUAAAGAAAAAUAACAUAACUA
Messenger RNA from Pipistrellus kuhlii (Kuhl's pipistrelle), 2383 nucleotides. It is a transcript of the gene SERPINB7, whose product is annotated as serpin family B member 7. Bases 500 to 1645 code for a protein of 381 amino acids. The record is from RefSeq and is a predicted model, not a curated record. The transcript is spliced from 8 exons. Gene Ontology annotation, molecular function: serine-type endopeptidase inhibitor activity. Lineage: Eukaryota; Metazoa; Chordata; Mammalia; Chiroptera; Vespertilionidae. Gene Ontology annotation, biological process: negative regulation of endopeptidase activity.